Molecule: messenger RNA, 6331 nt
Organism: Prunus persica (peach)
Lineage: Eukaryota; Viridiplantae; Streptophyta; Magnoliopsida; Rosales; Rosaceae
Exons: 17
Coding region: 311-5995 (1894 amino acids)
Biological process (GO): 5S class rRNA transcription by RNA polymerase III; transcription initiation at RNA polymerase III promoter
Cellular component (GO): transcription factor TFIIIC complex
Molecular function (GO): DNA binding
Source: RefSeq, a predicted model, not a curated record
CACCCUAAUCAUAUUAAUUAAUGUGUCACUAAAUCAAUCAAGCUCACACUGUUAGAACCGAUAAAGCCAAAAUAGCCCAAAGUCGGACAUGUCCAGAAUCGGGUUGGCCCGGCCCGGAAUAUUUUACAGCUUGGCGGGUCAACAAGCUUCGUUUGGUUCCGGACCAAAAAAAGCUUCGUUUGGUGGUACCCGCCUGAAAUUACCUCGCUUCUUCUUCUUCGUCUUUCAUUCCAGAACUGAACCAAAGAUUUUCCCUCGAAACAAACACUGACCAGAAAAAAAGAAAAAAAAAUCCACAGAUGCUUUCUCCAUGGACUCAAUUUUAAACUCAGCCUUAGCAGAAAUCUGCUCGGAGCUCCAAAACGGUCUCCCUCUCCAGACCCUCUGGCCCAGACUCGAUCCUUCUCUCUCCUCCUCCAACCUCGACCUCUCUCCUCACUUCAAGCAAGCCCUAUGGGACGCCCUUCGCUCCGUCCCAACUCUCAAGUUCGACGCCAAAAACGCACCGUAUGGUCCGGCAGACCCUUCCAUUUUGUCCUUCGAAGACGCUGAGAAGCUCAACCUGAAGCUCGUGGCUGACGAGGGUCUCAGGGACAACUUCAUGGGCCUCUACAAUGUCCGCUCCGCCAAUGCCAGCUUGUCUAAGAUUCAGCGGAUGGCUCUCGAACGCCUCGUGACGGCUAGGACAAAUGGAAUUACACAAAGUCAGCUUGCUAAGGAACUUGGCAUUGAAGGGAGAAACUUUCAUUAUGCAGUGAAGAGCCUUGAAUGUCAAGGGUUAAUUGUGAAGCAAUCUGCAUUAUUAAAGACAAAAGAAGCUGGUGACAGUCCGUUUGUGACUACCAAUAUGUUAUACUUGUAUCGACAUGGGAAGCAUUUAGGUUCUCAACAGAAGAUUGAGAUCACCAAGGAAGAACAGACUAGGGAGAGUUUUGGAAAUGGAAAUGAAAGUCCUGCAAGUGGAGAUAACUUUGCUGGAAAAUAUGUUAAAGAGGAUGUGCUUGUAAAGGACUAUCUGCCAGAAAUGAAGGCAGUCUGUGAUAAACUUGAAGAAGCCAAUGGCAAGGUUCUUGUUGUUUCGGAUAUUAAGAAAGAUCUUGGUUACAGUGGAACUCCUGGAGGGCAUAAAGCUUGGAGAAAAGUUUGUCGCAGGUUGAAAGCUGCUGGUAUCGUGGAGUUGUUUGACGCUAAAGUGAAUGAGAAGGUUGAGUGCUGCCUGCGUUUUCCAGAAAAUUCUACUCAAAUGAGUCUUGAGCCAAAAAGUCUUUCACAUGUAGAUGAUCAUUGUAAUGAAGAACAGCAGGUGAAAUACGGAAAGAGAAAGAAAUGUCAAAUCACUGAUCAGCUUGUAGAACUUCCAAUUGAGCAACAAAUUUAUGAAUUGAUAGAUUCCACAGGAUCAGAAGGUUUGACUAGGAAUGAGGUUCUGGAGAGGCUUGGAAUUAACAACAAAAAAAAUUGUAACCGGCUUGCUGGUAUGUGGUCUAGGUUUGGGAUGAAUAUACAACCAGAAAUGCACCAAAAAGCCAAGACAUAUCGAUUUUGGACAUCUGUAGAACACAAUUCUGAAUCGGCUAAUCCUUUUCUUAAUAAAUCAGAAAAUGCCAAUGAAAAUAAAAUUACUGACCUAUACAUUGGCAGCUCAGAUGCUCUUGACAGGUCAGGUCAAAGUCAAACUCGUUCAGCCUAUGAUUGUUCAACUUUGAAAGGUGAUACUGCUGGUUCCAGAAACAUGAAAAUUAGAUACAUUAAUACUGAGCCUUCUGGUGGAUCUCCUCGGUAUAGUGAAUCUAACCAUAUGCUUCUUUGUCCUGGAAAUCCCCAACCGUUGUUUCUUGAGCCAAAAGAUACUACUUGUGACAGUAAACUUAGUUUAUUGAGCACAGUGGAAAUAAAUGGUGCCUCACUAGAAACACCACCUGCUGCGUUAAAGCCACUUGGUUCUGGAUCAGAUCCGAGGUAUCCAUGUCUGUCUUUGACCGAGGAUAGCACUAGAAGGGAAAAAAGGAUACUUGAGCGGCUACAGGACGAGAAGUUUAUUUUAAGAGCUGAGCUGUAUAGGUGGCUUGUGAGUCUGGAGAAGGACAAGUGCACAACAACAGACAGGAAAACUAUUGACCGAAUUUUAAAGAAACUUCAGGAACUAGGGCACUGCAAGUGCAUACAUAUUAACGUCCCUGUUGUCACAAAUUGUGGUCGUAGUCGUACCACUCUAGUGGUUCUGCACCCAUCUGUUCAGAGUUUAACUCCUGAACUAGUUUCUGAAAUUCAUGAUACAUGGAGGUCUUUUGAGAUUCAAAGUCGGGGCCAGUGCUCAUCUCGAUGGAAGAAAAGUGGAUCAUUUCCUGUACUGAAAGAUGUUCAGAGGACUCAGAACCAUGUCGGUACAGAUAUCCGAGCCAUGAGAUCAGAAGCCAUGCGCUCUAAUGGAUUUAUUCUGGCAAAAAUGAUUCGUGCAAAGCUGCUACAUAGUUUCCUGUGGGAUUUCCUCUCUAGUUCCACAGGAUCUGAUGAUGCUUUAGCAUCUGGAAAAGAUGUCAUUGAGUUAAAAAAUCCUCACAGCAGAAGCAAAUUGUUUUCACUAGAGGCAGCAAUCAGGGCUAUUCCAAUUGAGCUGUUUCUACAAGUUGUGGGCUGCACUAAAAAAAUUGAUGAUAUGCUUGAGAAGUGUAAGAGGGGUUUGUGUCUUUCUGACCUUUCAGCUGACGAGUACAAGUCUUUGAUGGAUACCCAUGCAACUGGAAGGCUAUCAUUGGUCAUUGAAAUUUUACGGCGAUUGAAGUUGAUUCGAAUGGUUAGUGAUGAACAUUUGAAAGAUGCAAUUAAAGUUCCUCAUGCCAUUUCUACACAUGCAUUGGAGUUUAAGCCUUACAUAGAGGAACCACUUUCAAAAGAUGCAAUAUCUUUGAGUUUUAGAUCUGUUGAUCUUCGCCCACGAAUCAGACAUGAUUUUGUCCUGUCAAAUAGAGAAGCUGUUGAUGAGUAUUGGCAAACUUUAGAGUAUUGUUAUGCUGCCGCUGACCCAAGAGCUGCUUUACAUGCAUUUCCUGGAUCUGCUGUACAUGAGGUGUCCCUGUACAGGUCAUGGACCAAAAUUCGAGUUAUGACAGCUGCUCAGCGUGAUGAGCUCUUAAAGCGAGUAGAGAAGGAUGAUCCAAGUGAAAAGCUUUCAUUUAAAGAGUGUGGGAAGAUUGCAAAGGAUCUCAAUUUGACCCUGGAGCAGGUGCUUCGUGUGUAUUAUGAUAAGCGCCAUCAACGUCUUCAUGGAUUGCAAAAUAAAAGGGAUGAAGUUCAACCUAAAAAAGGUAGACGUGUUUCACGAAAAAGGAAGAGAUCUUCUGAACAAGAGUCAGUAAACUUCACUGAAACUGAUGAGGUAACUGCACAGUUGGAAGAGCAGGGGAAUGCCACAUUAUCUGACUCUGUAAAACAAUUCAUUGAAGAAAAAAGUCUCUUGGUCAUUUCUUCAGAUAAGCAUGACACACAUUUGGAACCAUUGGCUGAUCAUUUAGAAACUGGGCAGGAACCGGAACCAAACAAAGAUGAUGAUGGGUGCCAUUCAAUUAUUAGCAAAUGUAGUUUUUCAAACUUGAAAUCUACACGUACUUACAAAAAAGAAAAGUUGCAGUCCACACGUCAACGGAGGUUUUCGUGGACAGAGGAGGCUGAUAGGCAAUUGAUUAUCCAAUAUGUAAGACAUCGUGCAACUCUUGGGCCAAAAUAUCACAGGAUAGAUUGGACUUCACUUCCUGACCUUCCAGCACCUCCUAGUACCUGCCAAAAACGAAUGGCAUUACUCAAAAGUAACAAAAGAUUUAGAAUAGCUGUAAUGAGGCUGUGUAACGUGAUUGGUGAACGAUAUGCAAAGUUCCUGGAAAAGACUCAGAACAGAUCACUAACCAAAGAUGAUUGUAGGCUGCUUUUGCGAGGUUCGACGGGGGAAGAUAAUGACAGAAAUCUUCCUAAUAUCAGUAAUCAUAAUCAAGGGACAGGUGUUCAGGAAGAACCAUGGGAUGAUUUUGAUGACAAUAACAUUAAAAGAGCCCUUGAGGAGGUCCUUCACUACAAGAGGAUGGCUAAAUUGGAUGCCUCAAAACGAGUUGGAUCUACCUGUCAGGACUGGUCAGAUCUUAACACAAAUGCUGAAGAAUAUGAUCCGCAGGAAUCUGAAUUAAUUGCAUCAACUACUCCAUACGAGGAUGUUCAGAACCAUAGUGGAAGAGGAUUGAAAAUUUCUGCACGAAGAUCAUGCUGUCAACACCUUAAUGAAAAGUUUUUUAAGCUUUUGCAUGGAGUUAAUGUUAGUACACAAGUCUACAAAUCUUUGGCCGUUUCUAAUGCUGUAGAGCUGUUUAAGCUUGUCUUCUUGAGUAUCUCAACAGCACCAGAGGUGCCGAAUCUGCUCGCAGAAAUUCUACGGCGUUACUCAGAGUGUGAUCUAUUUGCAGCUUUCAACUAUCUUAGAGAUAGAAAAAUCAUGGUAGGGGGAAAUGACAGUCAACACUUUUCUCUCUCACAACAGUUCUUGCAUAAUAUUUCUAUGUCACCAUUUCCUACUAACUCUGGGAAGAGAGCUACUAAAUUCGCUCAUUGGCUCCGUGAAAGAGAGAAAGAUCUUAUGGAAGGGGGGAUUGAUCUCUCUGCAGAUUUACAGUGUGGGGACAUAUUCCAUUUGUUUGCUCUAGUUUCUUCAGGUGAACUGUCAAUUUCCCCAUGCUUGCCAGAUGAAGGCAUGGGAGAGGCUGAAGAUUUGAGAAGCUCAAAACGUAAAAUUGACAGCAAUGAAUUUUUAGAUGGUGAUAAGACUAAAAAGCUAAAAUCAUUUGUGGCAGCAGAAGGUGAAAUUAUUUCCCGUCGAGAAAAAGGUUUCCCAGGUAUCAAGGUAUCUGUAUAUCGUGCAUCAUUUUCUACAGCCGACGCUGUAGAUUUGUUCACAAACGAUACACCUUGUGUGAAAAAAAUUGGUGGGAGUUAUCAACUAGAUAGUACUUGUGGUCAGAAUAUUUUAUCUCAUUCUCACCAUAUGAAAGAAAUCCUUGAUUCAAGCAGCACUGUCCGUGUAUUAGAGAAUUGUAGCAACUCGCCUUGGGAAGGUAUGGUGCGGUAUGCUGAACAUUUGCUGCCAUCAUGUUCUUCUCAAAAUCAAUCAAGUCCCAUCCAUCCCGAGGUCUUCAGGUCCAUUUACAGUGCUAUUCAGACGGCUGGAGACCAAGGACUGAGCAUGGAAGAUGUUUCCCGAAUAACAAAUAUCCCAGGAGAAAAGAUGACUGAGUUUAUCAUUGACGUGCUUCAAACAUUUGAACGAGUCUUAAAGGUCAAUGCUUAUGACUCCAUUCGUGUUGUUGAUUCUUUGUAUCGUGGGAAGUAUUUUAUGACUUCAGUGCCAGGGAUUUGUCAAAAACUUGAACCACCUUCUGAGAGAAAACCACAAAGAGGCAAUGAUGGCGAUAGUGGUUGUGCUCAUUUACAGGGGGAUAUAAAUAUGCAUGUUGAUGAUGUUCAUAAAGUGACAUUUCUUAAUUUCCCUGAAGAGGUUUGUGAGCUGUCAUAUAAAAAACAGACUAGCAGUGAGCUGGAAGGCUGUAUGAAAGGCAUAGAAGUUUCACCUAGAGGGGAUGGUGAGGGUGAAUCUUCUAAAUCCUCUUCGGGUAAACUAUGUGUGCCAAUAUUACCAUGGAUAAAUGGUGAUGGGACCAUUAACAAGAUUAUCUACAAGGGACUCAGGCGACGUGUUCUUGGAAUUGUGAUGCAAAAUCCAGGGAUAUUAGAGGAUGAAAUUAUCCGCCGGAUGGAUGUACUGAACCCCCAGAGCUGUAGAAAGUUGUUGGAGUUGUUGAUUUUGGAUAAACACAUUUCUGUGAGGAAGAUGCAUCAAACUACAUCCAAUGGGCUACCACCAAUACUAAGGACUCUCUUUGGAAGCAGCUUCACUGAACGAAAGCUGGUUUUCCGUGAGCAUUUCUUUGCAAACCCUACAAGCACGUCCUUGCUGUAGACGUUUAGCGUCUUGUUCUAGAUCUAUUUUGGAGCUGUACUUGUUGUUCGACGUGCUUUGUGGGUUAAAGUUUCUUGUACAGGAUGUGAUUAAAAUAUAUGCAUUCACAGAUUUGGCAAUUUCUGUAUAGCUCUGCAAUGUAUGAGGUUCUGAAAAAUCAGUCUUAUGAAAACAUGAAAAUGAUUUUCCAUUCCCAAUUCCCUUUUCUCGCGGAAAAAAAAAAGCUCCUCACUGUAAUUUUUGUUUCCAAUAGUGGUGCCCUGAUUGUACUUGUGCCUUUCUUUACCUAUGCUUUAGCAAAGGUACAAAAUAAAAAUCUUGUGCUGUAGCUGAUGA